CCGAUGUCAACCAUCUUGGUAGAUUUCCGAGGGCAGGUCUGAACAGCAGGAGGUUCGGAGGGGGUGAGGGGAGAGGGGAGAGGGGAGAGGGGAGAGGGGGUCCGAGGGAGGUCGAUACUUGUACUCGAGCGCAUCCUGUAUCCUGAUGAUGAUGUGCUCGACCUCACCCCGGCACGGGUCUGCAUUAGGUGUGUCUCUCCCGCAGCAGCGGGUCCCCAGCGUUGAUCUGCCAUCGGCAUCCACAGACCAUGUCAGGAUGGGGCAUGCUUACAGAACAACGGACGAGGAUGCACAGGCAGCCCUGGCGGGACGAUGCAUGCAAUUCAACAGGCGAGGGGAGAUAUCAGUGGGGUGAAGAAGAGCCAAGUCCAAGUCACUGCGACCACAUCGGGCCUCGAACUGUCCCCAGCGGCGCUUAUCAGAACGGCAUUGAGUGUAAGCCUAACUAUGUCUCUGCUGAAUGUCGACCACAGAGAUGGGGUGGCUCUAGGCAGGGAAGCCAAUGCGAUGCGAUGCCAGGAGAAGCUUUUCUCUCGCGCUGCUCCCGUGGUGUUUUGGGCCGCGGGUCUGAGGAGAGUGGAUCACGGGUAAUAACGUGCGCCCGCCCCCGAAUAACGUGCUUGGACCACCACCUCUCGCCAUCCGUGAGGAGAAGCCUGCUUCUUGCUUCUUUAUCAUGAAGACGAGCGCGCAAGAGGGAAAAUAAGAUAAAACAAACAAAUAAAUAAAUAGAUAAAUAAAUAAAUAAAAU
Messenger RNA from Amorphotheca resinae ATCC 22711, 751 nucleotides. RefSeq lists its product as hypothetical. The coding region runs from base 249 to 680 and encodes 143 amino acids. NCBI's taxonomy places the organism in Eukaryota, Fungi, Ascomycota, Leotiomycetes, Helotiales, Amorphothecaceae. The record is from RefSeq and is a predicted model, not a curated record. The transcript has a single exon.